This is a messenger RNA of Cololabis saira (Pacific saury), 3469 nucleotides long. It is a transcript of the gene simc1, whose product is annotated as SUMO interacting motifs containing 1. Bases 300 to 2477 code for a protein of 725 amino acids. The record is from RefSeq and is a predicted model, not a curated record. Lineage: Eukaryota; Metazoa; Chordata; Actinopteri; Beloniformes; Belonidae. The transcript is spliced from 11 exons.
GAAGAAAAAUGACAAGCAGGAGUGGAAACAAGCAGGAAGCCUCAACAAAAACGCACCUGAUCGGUCAUUGAAGUUCGUUUGUUUUCCUACCAUCACAUUCAGAGUCACGACAGCAUCGAGAGAAUGUAGUUUGGGAUUUUAAUAAGGACAUGCUGGAUGGUUCGUGCCGAGACACUGAAAUCACACUGAGCUUUCCGCUCUCGUCAGGUGGAUUAUUAACUGUCACUUCUUUGUCCGGGACUUCCUAGACUGUCAGAGGCUGCAGGUGAUGCGAGGCUGCGGGGGAACUCCUCUGGACGAUGGAGGACGUGAUCAUCAUCAGCUCGGACGAGUCUGAUGAGGAGCUCUUGCCUGACGCCCCGCCGCUGUCAGAUGUCCGAGUCGACAUAAAGACCGUGAACGCCACCAUGCCACCGAAUUACAUUGACCUGACAGAGCCUAGGUGGGCUUUUCCACAGCUGAAGUGCUGCAAACCCCCAGUAAUAGACUUAACAGAAGAUCACCCACAGAGGGGGUUGGACAGGGAGAGAAGAGCGACAGAGAUGCACGCGAAGAAAACAGCGACAGAGGUGCACAAGGAGAAAACAGCAACAGAGGUGGACACAAAGAAUGUAUCAGUGGAUUGUGCCACUCAGACACAAGAGGAGAGUGUAAAUGAUAUCUUAAACAAUCAAGAUUCUAACCUUCCAGAAAGCUUAUUGAGAGAUUCCCAUGAUUUUGCUCCACAGCAGGACUGUGGUAUCCAUAUUGCAAAACGGAGAAAAUUGAAUUCUCCAAUUAAGCACAAGGAGGCAAAGCAGAGCGCUGUUCCCUGCUUAGACAAACUAGCUGUAAAGUUGUCACGACUGCCUUUUCUUGAAUCUAAUGCCAUACAGAUGAGAGCAUCUGGUUAUUCUGUCCACUUAGGCGAAAGUUCCUCACAAAUGUCCCUGUGCUUUAAUAAAGUGAACAUUAACACUGAAGCAAGAGAAUGUAACAGUGAAUUCGGGACAAGAGCUGCAUCCAACGUUUCCCACGUGGAACCUUCGUUUGUUCAGUGUCUUCCUGAGGUGGCAAAAUCUGCAAUUGGACAAAACGGAAAGGAGCUUGCAAGUGAAAACGUGCAGAAAAAAGAAUCUCCUCCCCGACAAAGUCCAGUUGACUCUCUUUGCUCAGAGGAACAAUGCCCAACACAGGCCAUAGAAACUGAAUGUCCAAUUUCAACAAGUUUGCAAGAAGAAUGUGAAGGAGAUGAGACCAUAUUGAGCACGGACGUCUUCAGAGCAGUCAGCAGAGAGGACAGGCAGUUUCUCUGCCCAGUUGAACUCAAGAAAGUAAUGGCUAAAGCCUUGGCUGAUGAAGAUGAUGAAAGUUUUGGAAAUCCAGAGGUAUUCUGUCGUAAGAGCUUGAGCUUGCUGUACAUUACCAUCGAUGUGAACUACCCAGAAGGCACUUUGCAGCUGUUGUCUGACCUGCUACAGCCUGGUUACUAUCCGCCCAAAGAUGUCCUUGCCCACCUGCUCAAUGGCAUUCUGCUUGACCCACAGUGUCCCCAUCACCUCUGUGAACAGGCCUCUAAUUUGCUCAUGAAGAAUCAGAGACACCACAUGGCGACUAAAUCCACCAUCCCAUGGGAUUGGGAAUUGCUGACCUCUGUCAUGUCUAGUGAGAAGAUCCGAUGUGAGGCUGUGCUUUUGUUCCUGGAGUACGUUGUGCAGACUUUAGAAGAUGACUUUCAGGCCAAACGUUCUACUUCAGCACUUCACCAAUCAAUCGCAAAGACAACAUUGUCAUGUGAUCAGCAGUUUCCCCGGGUCAGGGAUGUCAUCAAGUGGCUGUUUUCAGCUAUUAUGAAAUCAACAGAGCCCGGAGAGGGAAAAGAAACAUCUAGAGACAGAGAUGACCAGUUAAGUCUAGUGUUCAUCUUCCAAAGGAUGUUGUUUCUAGCUCUGGAGGUGGACCGCUCUCCUGCUCUAAACUGUGGCAAGCUGGCUCAGGAGCUGUUCCACAUGCUCCUCAGCCACGCACCUCUCCGAGCAUACAGGAUGUUGUUGCUGGAGGGCCUACAGAGCAAAUUGUUGAGAUGUAAGCUGUUGGAACUUCUGCUGGACUAUGCAUGCCCACAGAAAAUCUCAGUUCCCACGUCACUCAGCCUGCUGCUGCACUUUCUGAAGCAUUGCACUUUGGCACCAGACCCCACGGAUGACACUAAGAGGUCCAAUAAAUGGGAGGAGUUGAUCCAGCUCAUCUGGAUGUUGCUGUGCAGCUAUAACACAGCAAUGAAAGGAUACCUAUUCAACUCGAACACUGAACAGCGACGCAAAGUUGGAACUUUAGUCUACAAGCCAGAAGACAAGAUCUCAAAGUCUGGUGUUCAGGAAGCUGUGGAGGCCUUUAUGUCCAGAUCCCAGAUGGACCUCGGCCAAGCUUUACCUGAUGAUGUUCAAGAAUCUCUAACUUAUUUACAGGAUCAUCUGCUAGAUGCCUGUCAGUGUUGAGAUAAAAAAUGACUUUGUUGUGUUUUUUAAAGUUAUUACCUGAAAUUUUGUAUUAAUCUACAGUUUAUAUAUUGUUGUGUCCAUGUUUAUAAUUAUAAAAAAUGUUUUAUAAUAAGAUAUUAAAUUAAUUUUAAUCACCUUUUAUCCAAAGAAGGAUCUGCAUUCUUUUGCCAUAUAGUCUUCUCUCCAAUACAAAUAUCUAACAAUUGCAGCAUUACUUAUACAGUGUGUGAUUAAACUAAAUUUGCCAUUAACUGUAAUAUGUAUAAUUCCCGAAAUAAAUCGGGAUAACAGCGGCGUCCAUCCGUUUCAAAGAGGUCCAUUUGCAUUUGGACAUGGAAGUGGACAUAUAAAUACCUGGGACUGCAGCUGGAUGAAAAACUGGACUGUCAACACAGACAGCAUCCACUGUAAAGGAAAGGGUCGUCUUUACUUCCUGAGAAGACUGGGGUCCUUUAACAUCUCUUAAUAAACUGCUGCUGAUUUUUUACCGUCUGUUUUGUCUAGUGUUCUCUUUUACGCUGUGCUUGGUUGGGGGAGCAGUGUAAGAAAGAGAGAUGCUGGGCGUUUGGACAGAUUGGUAAGGAGGGCUGGAUCUGUGCUUGGCACAGAGCUGGACUCAGGGGUCGGUGGCAGAGAGAAGGACCCUGGAGAAGACUGUCCAUCCUGGACAACACAAGACACCCUCUACUGAUCAGACAGACGAGCAUGUUCAGCAGCAGGCUGCUCUCUCUGACCUGCUCCACAAACACACACAAGAACUUUAGUCCCCCUGGCCAUCAGACUACAACUCCUCACUGGGGGGCAGGGAGGGUCAUGAUCAAACCCACACAGAUCUACAUCAGAACUGUCCCCACAUUGUGCAACAUCAUAUUUAUUUAUUUUUACUCUACAUUUAGACACUUUCAUUGAGGUGUUGCACUGUGAUGUAAUUAUGUGUUACUAACCAAGUUUUUCUGUUUGUCGUUGAUAAUAACCUGCUUUUUUGGGCA